Acipenser ruthenus (sterlet) is the source of this 4355-nucleotide messenger RNA. Its product is annotated as Krueppel-like factor 9. The coding region runs from base 367 to 1095 and encodes 242 amino acids. The transcript is spliced from 2 exons. Gene Ontology annotation, molecular function: RNA polymerase II cis-regulatory region sequence-specific DNA binding; DNA-binding transcription factor activity, RNA polymerase II-specific. NCBI's taxonomy places the organism in Eukaryota, Metazoa, Chordata, Actinopteri, Acipenseriformes, Acipenseridae. The record is from RefSeq and is a predicted model, not a curated record. Gene Ontology annotation, biological process: regulation of transcription by RNA polymerase II.
GUAAAACAAACAUCAUUCUCCAAACUUGCACUCGUGUUAACAAUCCACCCCCCGCACGUCCUUAUGUAACAUCCCUGCGUCUGUUAUGAAGAUAUCGGGUCAAACCGCUUAAGAGUACCCAGCCUCUCCUCUCCUCUCCUCGCCUCCGCCCGGACGCGUCACUCGCGUCAUGGCGCAAUCUGCCCCCGGGAGGAGCGAGUGGGCGUGGGCACCAUCGGCUUUUCAGUCGACACAAAGAAAAACUGCCCUUCUUAGCGCUGCUGCUACUGGUUUCGGGUUUAAUCUAAAGCAGAGAGAGAGAGAUACACACACAGCACCUCGAUAUAUAUAUAUUUUUAAAAGGUGUUUGGUGGAAGUCCAGGAAUAAUGUCUGCUUUCGCGUACUCGGAUUAUUUAGCCGCGGAGUGCCUGGUGUCUAUAUCCAGCGGCGCUGUGGUGCAUACCCCCUCUCCCGUCACCAGCCACCGCCAACAGACAGAGCUCGAAAGUUCAAGCGAGGACAAAGAAGUUAGAGACACGCUGAAAGAAGGUGCCAGCAUGCUCGCCGUGGCCGGGAUCCUAACCGACCUCCACAGCAAGUUCCGACCCAUGUCUGCCUUGUCGGAGAGCAGUAACUCGUCUUUGGGGGACCCGGACACUUUCUCCUGCGGGGAGAGCGGGUACACCACGCUGUCUGAUUCCACGACCCCGACCCCGACCCCGACCCCUGGCCAGAGGGGAGACGGGCGAUCAGAUACGAGAUCGCCAAUGAAACGACACCAGUGCACCUUUGAAGGAUGUGACAAGGUUUACGGCAAAUCGUCUCACCUGAAAGCGCACAUCAGGACACACACAGGAGAACGUCCUUUCCCGUGCACCUGGCCGGCCUGUGCCAAGAAGUUUGCCCGUUCGGACGAGCUCGCCCGACACACGCGCACCCACACCGGGGAGAAGAAGUUCUCGUGCCCGCUGUGCGAGAAACGAUUCAUGCGGAGUGACCACCUGAUCAAGCACGCCCGCCGCCACCCCCACUUCCACCCCAGCAUGAUCCCCCGGGCCGGCAGCCGCAGCAUGUCCCCCACGGGGUCCCUGCCCAGCCCCACCGCCUUCCUAUAGGCAGGACCCAGCCCCCACACAUAGCAGACUGGAGCCCUUCAAGAACAUCACCCAUGAUCCACCUGGAAAACACAUUUUAAAAGAAGCAGCAGCGUGUUUGAACUGCAUUAUCCCCUUUCGAGCAACACUGUGUGUGUGGGGCGGAGUGUCUGGCAAACCCCCUGUAAAGUUUAUUAGUAAAACCCCUUUCUUAUCCCCGGUAUGUGGGACAUACAAGUGAGCUCUGGUAGCAGAAAUUGCCCUUGCAGAGCGCAUCCUCUUAGAUUAGCAGGGUAUGGUUGACCAGAGCUUAAGGUUUGUGUUGUCCGAUCUGGUUCAAACCGAGAUCUGCAAUUUUGAUGAUCUAAAACCGCUUGUAAAUAUGAAUGCAGGGCUCUCUCUUACCCUGGGGUUUCGGUGGGACUCCACAGUGUAGAAAUCCGGUGAAUAACAGAUGCAAAUUCACGAUCCGCCUCUGCGCUCCCAGUUUGGUUAAAAUGUUUUUCUGCAUGUGAGAAAGUAGUUUUAAAAUUUGAAAAAAAAAAAGGAAGUGGCGUUGUCUUGCAAUCUCGGGCGCUGUGCUGACUUUUGUUAAAUUUGUAGUCGAAUUAUUGGCACUGGCUUAUCCCCACUGUCUCGCUGGGAUAGACGUCACUGAGACUGGUAGAGUUCCACCCCUUUGGUCAAGCUAUUGGGUCAUUCCAGAUCAAAGGGUUGUGGGGGUGGGGAUGGCCCUGCAGUCUCUUCAACAGAAACUGAGCCUUGAGUGAGGCUGUGCAGUAAGCCUGAGUGAGGGGCCGGUCCAUUUGGAACCAAACAGAGGGGAAUGAACAGCUAUUCAAAUUUAAAUACGUGAACCUGUUCAGCCAACCGCCUUCUGACGAGAUUUGUUUUAAUUUUGUUAACAUUCUAGCAUUAGAACACAAGACCAACGUUUCUUUUUUUUUAGUGCUGCUAAUUGAGCAUCUAAGGCUGUGGAUAAACUUACAGCCACACGGUCAGAGUGCACUACCUAGUGGUCAGAGCUUGAACAGCAUCCCCCGCCUGCAGUCUGGGGAAUACAAAUGUUAAUACUGAAUACUAAAAAUAUGCAUGCUGGCCAGGGUACAACCGCCCCCCUGUACUGUAGACUGGACUGGCCCCACAUUCUGCCCAUGGUUUUGUUUGUACUGAAUCCGCUUAUCCAAGGCUCAGUUAGGCAGGUUAGAAGGGUUUGUGAUGUGCCUGUUUCGACAUUCCUCUCAUUUACGUAGAACCUCCAGUGUCUCAGGGUCUGAUGCUGAAUGCAGUAAGUUACAUAUAUAUAUGCACAUUUCCUCAAUGCAGAUUUCCAGGUAAGCUUAUAGCUUCUCCUGUUAUCGUAGUCCUUAUAUUAGGGUAAAGCGUAUUCCUUCUCUGUUUCUUAACUAAGUUACAAAUCUCUGCAAGGAUUUAGAAAUCGAAAAGCAGUUUCAGGUGUCAUAAAUUAUGAUGUGUGUGUUUUUUUUUUUUUGUUUUUUUUUUUAAACAAUACCUCAACUCAACAGCAAAAGUCUUAAAUAUUUUAUUUAAAAUAUUUGAGCGAUUUUUCUACAGAUAUAUAUCUCUAUUUAUCACAAUCAGCACAUUGACAAUAUUGCACAUUUUAUUUUUUUUUAACAAUGCUGCCAGUUUCACAUUACUGCACCACGGGGAAGCGGGAUUCUAGUUUCUAUCCCUGACGUUACUUUAAAUGCAUGGAUUUAUGCUACUGUUUUAUUUAUUUUGUAGUAUUGUUAUUAUUAUUACUAUUAUUAUUUUGUUUAGCGAAAACUGAUUAGCAGAAGGAGCCGUGUGAAAGAUAGACACUAAUGUCACUUUUAAAAAUAAAUGAAAAAAAGGAAAAACAAACCUGCCGGUAGCUUUUUAUUUUUAUUUUAUAUAUAUAUAUAUAUAUAUAUAUUAGAAACAACUUGAGUCCCAUUAAUCCAAUAUUGAAUACUGCCCUUGUUUUAUAAAAGCAUAACUUUUACUACUCCUUAUAAAAUGGCAAGACUAGAGGGAGCAAUCUGAUUCGCUAACAAGUGUUCCAACCUAUGCAAAUAUAUCGGUAUCCCGGCACCGCUCGGAACUUUCAGAACCAUUUAUUCCUGAUUCACUUGACAACCCAUUCAUUUUGCUGCGCGGUUUUAUUAAAUUGUUCCCAUUCCGAGCCUUAUUCCCAUUGUUGUGAUGGAUGCAGGUGGCUCUUUGAGUAUUCCGAGGUCACUCUCUUCCUGACAGUCACUGGGACCCCUCCUGCUUUUACUGAACAAAUAAAGAAUGUAAAAAACUACAGAAGGGAUUGUUUGAUGUUGUGUAAGCGCUGACCUGUUGUGUUAUUCUGGUUCCUGUUGUAAAUCCGGUUGCAAAUCUGUGUUAUUCUGGCUACACAUUUCAAUAGUGUGUGUGUUUUUUUUUUCUGCUUUUAAAUAGAUGUUUUCUGAAGCCAGAUUUCAAAACGGGAUUCUCAUUAUUGUAUUUAAUUAUUAUUAUUUUAAUUUCUGUGCAUCUCAUUGAAAACGCUUCACCGUCCCAGCUGUGUAAAGAUGGAAAAAAACAGCUGUGGGUGUUAUUCAGCCACGGCCUAUAAAACAGGUGUCAGUAUUCUCGGUUCAGGAUGAGAGUCAGUCAUUCUUCUGCUUUGGUUUCAUAUGAAUCAGUUUGGAGACAGUAAGAAUUUUGAUGUGCAUGUGUGUGUUUUUUGUUUAAUCUAUUAUUAUUAUUAUUUGUAGCUGUUUUCAUCAGCAGAUCUGUCUGUUUUGAGCUGCAGUGUCAUUUUUAUUUACACUUUCCACACCGUUGCAGAAUGCUGUUUGUUUGUUUGUUUAUUUAAGUAUUUCGUUUUCUUAAAUGUUCAGAUGACUGAAGCAAUGGUUCAGGUACUAAGUGCACGACACAGUCAUGUCAAAUUCAACUAUCAGAACAUUUUGAAAUCUGAGAGCAAGAAGUGUUGCACUUUAACUCUCUAUAUACCGGAGGCAUUUGGCAAACUGCUGGCAGUUGCCUUGAUUAUUAUAAAGUGUCGUGACUUCAGGAUAGGGGGGCUCCUAUUGUAUUGGUGAUUGAGAGAAUCAGUCCAGGAUUCAUGUCCAGUGAAUUGAGUGUUUAUUAAAAUUCACAAGAACAAAGGCCAUAUUUUCAAAGUGUUCACUCCUAUUUCUUUGAUUAGAAGAAAAUUCAACAGCAAUGUACAAAAACAAAAAACAAACGACUUGAGAUGCUUGAAGAGACCUCGGAUUAUUUGACUCGGAUGUCUGUUUAAAAAAAAAAAAAAAAAAGAA